Cucumis sativus (cucumber) is the source of this 1578-nucleotide messenger RNA. RefSeq names its product sodium transporter HKT1. Bases 1 to 1488 code for a protein of 495 amino acids. Gene Ontology annotation, cellular component: plasma membrane. The transcript is spliced from 3 exons. Lineage: Eukaryota; Viridiplantae; Streptophyta; Magnoliopsida; Cucurbitales; Cucurbitaceae. The record is from RefSeq and is a predicted model, not a curated record. Gene Ontology annotation, biological process: transmembrane transport; monoatomic cation transport. Gene Ontology annotation, molecular function: monoatomic cation transmembrane transporter activity.
AUGUCGAGAAUUCAAAGGUUGUUUUGUUUUCUUAUUUUGUUGAAUCCCUUUUGGAUUCAUGUUUUGUAUUUUCUUUUCAUUUCAUCUUUUGGGUUUUGGGUUUUGCUUAUUUUAAAUCCAAAAUUAGCUCCAAAAAAGUUAGAUCUUUUCUUCACUUCUGUCUCAGCUUCCACAGUUUCAAGCAUGUCAACCAUGGAAAUGGAGGUUUUUUCAAAUUCCCAACUCAUUGUUUUGACUGUUUUAAUGUUUAUAGGUGGUGAAGUUUUCACUUCCAUGGUUGAACUUCAAUUAAGGAAGUUGAAACUCAAAUUUUCUGAACAAAAAAUUGCUUGUGUUGAAAAUGAUUUCAAUAAUAACAAUCUAGAGUUGGGAGUUAUCAAUAAUAGUUUUGAUAUAAUUCUAAAAUAUGAUUCCAUAAAGUUUUUGGGAUAUGUUGUCCUUGGUUAUCUCCUAAUUUUCAAUUUCUUAGGCAUAGCAUUGGUUUUAAUUUAUUUAAAACGUGUUUCAAGUACUGCCAGAGAAGUAUUGAAAUCAAAAGGUUUAAGAACAUCAACUUUUUCACUUUUUGUCGUAGUUUCAACUUUUGCAAGUUGUGGGUUUGUACCAACAAAUGAGAACAUGAUAGUAUUUAGGAAGAAUUUAGGGUUACUUUUAAUACUUAUUCCACAAGCACUUAUUGGAAAUACUUUAUUUCCUUCUUGUUUGAGGUUUUGUAUUUGGAGUUUAGGGAAAAUUAUGAAGAAGAAGAAAGAAGUUAUUGGGUUUUUGUUGGAAAAUAGUGAAGAAAUUGGGUAUUUGCAUUUGCUUCCAAAGCUAUAUUCAUUGGUUUUGGUUGGAAGUGUUCUUGGGUUUGUUUUAAUACAAUUUGUAGCAAUUGGAGCAAUGGAGUGGAGAUCAUCAAAUAAUGGAUUUAGUGGAUUAAAUUGGGUUGAGAAAUUGAUUGGGAUUUUGUUUUUAAGUGUAAAUUCAAGACAUAGUGGUGAAUCAACUGUUGAUCUAUCAACACUCUCUUCUGCCAUAUUGGUUCUCUUUGUUGCUAUGAUGUAUCUUCCACCUUACACUUCUUUCAUGCCAAUAAAAUCAAUUGAAGAAGAAGAAAAUGAAAUGGAAGGCAAUAGAAAAAGAAGAUCAAGAACAAAAAGGGCAAAAUUUAUGGAUAAUUUUGUGUUUUCACAACUCUCUUAUCUCAUCAUCUUCACCUUCAUUAUAUGCAUCACUGAGAGACAUAAUAUGAAACAAGAUCCUCUCAAUUUCAAUAUUUUCAACAUUGUUUUUGAAGUCAUCAGUGCAUAUGGAAACGUGGGGUUUUCGAUGGGAUAUAGCUGUGGAAGACGAGUUCAUCCUCAAAGCAAUUGUGUCGACAAGUCGUUUGGGUUUUCUGGAAAAUGGAGCGACAAUGGAAAGCUGGUUCUUAUUGUCGUCAUGAUCUUUGGACGAUUAAAGAAGUUUAAUAUGAAUAGAUCACAAAGAGCUUGGAAGCUUCUCUAAUACAAAAUACAUCACCUGUGUAAAAAUGAAAACACAACUUUAUUUAUAAUCAUUAAUACAAAUUUCUUUGCCUUAAUCUAUUAACACAAA